Messenger RNA from Staurois parvus, 483 nucleotides. NCBI's taxonomy places the organism in Eukaryota, Metazoa, Chordata, Amphibia, Anura, Ranidae. The record is from the annotation of a GenBank genome assembly.
CAUUCCUCUGUGUGGGUGGUGCGGCUGCAGGUAUUUGUGCGGGUCCCCCAUUCCUCUGUGUGGGUGGUGCGGCUGCAGGUAUUUGUGCGGGUCCCCCAUUCCUCUGUGUGGGUGGUGCGGCUGCAGGUAUUUGUGCGGGUCCCCCAUUCCUCUGUGUGGGUGGUGCGGCUGCAGGUAUUUGUGCGGGUCCCCCAUUCCUCUGUGUGGGUGGUGCGGCUGCAGGUAUUUGUGCGGGUCCCCCAUUCCUCUGUGUGGGUGGUGCGGCUGAAGGUAUUUGUGCGGGUCCCCCAUUCCUCUGUGUGGGUGGUGCGGCUGCAGGUAUUUGUGCGGGUCCCCCAAUCCUCUGUGUGGGUGGUGCGGCUGCAGGUAUUUGUGCGGGUCCCCCAUUCCUCUGUGUGGGUGGUGCGGCUGCAGGUAUUUGUGCCGGUCCCCCAUUCCUCUGUGUGGGUGGUGCGGCUGCAGGUAUUUGUGCGGGUCCCCCAU